This is a messenger RNA of Helobdella robusta, 309 nucleotides long. RefSeq lists its product as hypothetical. Lineage: Eukaryota; Metazoa; Annelida; Clitellata; Rhynchobdellida; Glossiphoniidae. The record is from RefSeq and is a predicted model, not a curated record. Bases 1 to 309 code for a protein of 102 amino acids. The transcript is spliced from 3 exons.
AUGAUCAUGAAGAAAUUAAGAAGAAAUGUUGGCAAUUGUCAUCUCAUGGACAUGCUGACGUUUGACUGUGCACUGCAAUGUACAUAUCGAUUGCGUUCUACUUGGGACUCUAGCUUCUACCAAACUAACAUAUCCAGUUAUCUCCAACAAAAAUCUCUCCGGCACAAAUUGCCUGUCAUAAAAUCUGCUCCGCUUCCUCGUUUUAUGUCAAUACAUUCUGCAUGCCAACCGAAUUUGACAGCUUGCAACUUCUCCAGAAUAAAAGGACCAAAUAAGUUUAAAAUAAACUUGUGGAGAGGCCACCCUUAA